AUGAGAGAGCUGUCCAGAAACGAGUCCUUGGUGACUGAGUUUGUUCUCGCUGGACUAACAGAUUGUCCAGAGUUCCAGCUACCCCUCUUCUGCAUGUUUCUAAUGAUCUACAUUGUCACUCUGGUUGGCAACUUAGGUUUGGUCACUCUGAUUGCUCUCAAUUCUCACCUCCAUACCCCCAUGUACUAUUUCCUCUUCAACCUUUCCUACAUUGAUCUCUGUUACUCUUCUGUUUUCACUCCAAAAAUGCUGAUGAACUUCAUCUCAAAGAAGAAUGGAAUCUCCUAUGCAGGAUGCAUGAUUCAGCUGUGUUUCUUUCUCUUCUUUGUCAUCUCUGAGUGCUAUAUGUUGACCGCAAUGGCCUAUGAUCGCUACGUGGCCAUCUGUAACCCACUGCUGUAUAAGAUCACCAUGUCUCAGCCAGUGUGUUCUGGGCUCUCUCUUGCUGCCUAUGCAAUGGGCUUUGCUGGAGCCAGUGCCCACACAGGCUGCAUGCUUAGACUAACCUUCUGCAGUGCCAAUGUCAUCAACCAUUACUUGUGUGACAUCCUGCCCCUCCUCCAACUCUCUUGCACCAGCACCUAUGUCAAUGAGGUAGUGGUGCUCAUUGUGGUGGGCAUUAAUAUCACAGUCCCCAGUGUCACUAUCCUAAUAUCUUACAUUUUUAUCAGCACAAGCAUUCUGGGGAAGAGUGUACAGCGUGUUCGACCCCACUGCUUGUCGAGGAAGAAGACUCCUGACUGCACCUGGUCCACUCUCAGCACACUGAUGCCAAUUGUCCCUCAGGAAAGCGGAGUGCUCAACCCUCUGAUUUAUAGUUUGAGGAACAAAGAUGUCAAAGUUGCUCUGAAGAAUGUCAUGAUUAAAAUUCAAAGUAGAGAU
Octodon degus (degu) is the source of this 882-nucleotide messenger RNA. Its product is annotated as olfactory receptor 8B3-like. The annotation marks the transcript as partial. The transcript has 3 exons. Gene Ontology annotation, biological process: G protein-coupled receptor signaling pathway; sensory perception of smell. Gene Ontology annotation, molecular function: G protein-coupled receptor activity; odorant binding; olfactory receptor activity. NCBI's taxonomy places the organism in Eukaryota, Metazoa, Chordata, Mammalia, Rodentia, Octodontidae. Gene Ontology annotation, cellular component: membrane. The record is from RefSeq and is a predicted model, not a curated record.